Messenger RNA from Agrilus planipennis (emerald ash borer), 1273 nucleotides. It is a transcript of the gene Sap30, whose product is annotated as histone deacetylase complex subunit SAP30 homolog. The transcript is spliced from 4 exons. Gene Ontology annotation, biological process: regulation of DNA-templated transcription. Gene Ontology annotation, cellular component: histone deacetylase complex. NCBI's taxonomy places the organism in Eukaryota, Metazoa, Arthropoda, Insecta, Coleoptera, Buprestidae. The record is from RefSeq and is a predicted model, not a curated record. Gene Ontology annotation, molecular function: protein binding; transcription coregulator activity. Bases 342 to 857 code for a protein of 171 amino acids.
UUUUAGUUGCGCAAUAUGCAGUAUGUGUUCAAUUAUUUGUGUUUUCCUAAAAAUGACUCUCAAAUAAUAAAUAUUAUUUCAAAAGAAUUUUGUUGUUUUGUUUUAGUGAAAAUGUGGCUUUAAAAGUGUUGUUGUCUUAUUUCAGUGAAUAAAUUGUAAAUAAUAUAACUUAAUAUGACAUAUUACGGAUUUUACAUUAAUAUUUAAGUUAUGUGUAAAUAUCAAAAAGAUACUUUCAUAUGAUAGCUUUUGGGCAAUGAAACAUUUUCAAAAAGCUUUCUCAAGUUUACUACUACCAAGUUCAUAAAUGUAAAUAAGUCAUCAUAUUGAAAAAUUCUGCAAUGAUGAAUGGCUUUAGUACUGAAGAAGAUUCACGAGGUCCAACAGACCAGAUAUGCUGUUUAGUUGAUAAUAAUGACAGAUGUGCUAAAACUGCAGGAAAUGCUUCGUACAGCAAAAGAAUUCAAAAGACAGUUCAGCAAAGGAGGCUUAACCUCAGCAUUGACGCUUCUGCCAGACAUACCUACAUUUGUGAUUUUCACAAAAUGAUCAUUCAAUGUGCAAGAUCUAAAAGAAGACGUAAAGACUCAGAAGAUGACAGUAAUGAAACUGAUACAGAUAUUCCAGAAGUGGAUUUAUAUCAACUUCAAGUUAACACAUUAAGACGCUACAAGAGACAUUAUAAAGUUUCUACAAGACCUGGUUUAAAUAAAGCACUGCUUGCUGAUAUGCUCAUGAAACAUUUCAAAACAAUACCUGUAAAGGAAAAAGAUGUACUAACAUUUUUUAUUUAUACAGUUAAGACUAACAGUAAUAAAUUGGACCUAAAAAAUGGUAUUAAUAGUGAUGCAACAUAAUUAUUGAUCCCUUGAUGUAAUUGUUAAGUAGAGUAAGUUGCAAGUAUGUUUUUUAUAUGAUAAUGUAAUUAACAUAUGAAAUUUUAUUUUUUGAAUAUUUAUUAUCUGUCCAAUACAGAAUUUCGAUAAGGAAGCUCCUUUGCCAUGUUCAUACAAUUAAGCACAUGUACCUAUUACAUUUUAUUAAUCAAACAUUAUUAGUGAUAAAAGUAAAACACCAAUAGUUAUUGAUUUAUAAUUGCAUUAAAAAUGUGUGUAUGGCAAAUGUGUUUUGAAAAUACUUUUUGAUAAUGCAAUGAUGCAACUGCAUUGCAAGACAAUUGUAAUAUGAUUAAUUGUUUUGAAACCAAUAACAACUAUGAUAUUGUUUAAUUCAUAUUAUUAAAAUAAAAGGUUAAAUUUCUUGAGGAUUGAAA